Kuraishia capsulata CBS 1993 is the source of this 1824-nucleotide messenger RNA. RefSeq lists its product as uncharacterized. The coding region runs from base 1 to 1824 and encodes 607 amino acids. Gene Ontology annotation, cellular component: mitochondrial outer membrane. The record is from RefSeq and is a predicted model, not a curated record. The transcript has a single exon. Gene Ontology annotation, molecular function: protein binding. Lineage: Eukaryota; Fungi; Ascomycota; Pichiomycetes; Pichiales; Pichiaceae.
AUGUCUUCGUCUGGAUCGUUUACAGAGGGGAUUACCCGGUGGAUAUCGACCCAUAGAUCAGCGGUGAUCAUCACCUCACUGGUUGGUGCCUCCACUGUUGCUGGUGCCUACUAUUACUAUGUCUCGCAGGACUCAGACAAGGCAGCACCCAAGCCAAAGUCGUCAAAAUCCAAAAAAUCCAAGAAGAAACAGACCAAGGUGAAUGUUCCUACUGAUACCGUUUACCCUGUCAGUCAGACCACUGGAUUGCCCAGUUUUGGCUCUGCCGAAGUUGAGGCUCUCAGCGCAGAGGACAAGAACACCUGGGCUCUUGCUUUGAAGGAGCAGGGUAACCAGUAUUUCAAAGCUAAGAAUUACGAUGCGGCGAUCGCUUGUUAUGACUCUGCUCUGUUGUGCAAACUGGAUGCUGUGUACUAUUCCAACCGUUCCGCCUGCCACUCUGCUUUGAAGGAUGACGAGAAGACUGUUGAGGAUUGUACUGCUGCCUUGAAACUCAGACCUGAUUACACUAAGUGCUUUAUCAGACGUGCGGCUGCCUAUGAGAAUCUGGGCAAGUACGCUGAGGCCGAAUUCGACUUGACUGCUUACAGCAUCUACACCUCGUUCCAGGACAAGGCUGCCGAUGCCACUCUUGAACGUGUCUUGAAGAAACAUGCAGAAGCCGUCAUGGCUGAGAAGUAUGCGACUCCAUCUCACGAGCUUCCUUCUGCUGCCACUUUGAGUUCUUUCUUCUCUGUUUUGAAGGAGGAGUUGCCAAUUGAGGGUCUUCCAGAGACUCUAGAAGACGCCGAAGAAGGCUCCGGUGACUAUUUCUUGUUAGAGGGUAUUCAGCUCAUCAAGAAGGAUACCCCAGAGUCCUAUGAUGCUGCAGAUGUUGCUUUGAACCAAGCCUGUCAGAGAUAUGCCGAUGCCGAGCCUUCCUUGAAGGUUGCUAUUGCAUUCGAACUCCACGGAAGCAUGCUUUUCCUCAAACGUGCCAACGAUGAGGCUAAGAUUGCUUACGAGAAGGCCGUUUCCAUGUGCCCUGAAAGAGCUAGAUCGCAUAUUUUUCUUGGCCUACUUGGACUCGAUUCCAGCGAUGUCGAGGCCGCCACCAGAGAGCUCACCACUGCCCUCACCUUGGAGCCCGAAAACCCAGACAUUCAUUACCAAAUCGGCCAGUACAGCUAUUUCUCCAGAGAGCUCAACGAUGCCAAAAUGCAUUACGAGAAGGUUCUUGAGCUUAGCCCUGAUAAUCUGUAUGCUUACAUUCAGCUGGGUAGCACUUAUUAUAAGCUAGGCGAAGGCAAGAAGUGUGAUGAGAUUUUCACUGAGGCCAGAAGGAAGUUUCCAACUUCGGCAGAAAUUCCAUAUUACUAUGGUGAGGUUUUGCAAGAUCGUGGACAACUUGAGCUUGCAAAGAAGGAGUUCGACACUGCAGCCAGACUCCAAGAGGUUCUCCCCACUUUCAACGUGGGUGCACGUCCUUUGCUGAACAAGGCACAGCUGGUUAUAAGCGAAGCCCAACAGCAGAUGAUUCCAACUUCGUUGUUGGAUAAGUUCGAGGAAGCCAAGAAUAUUUUGGUCUCUGCUGCCGAGGUUGAUCCAAAGAGCGAAACCGUCAAGCUCAUUUUGGGUCAAGUUUACUUGCAACUGCAAGACGUUAACAAUGCUGUUUCUAACUUCCAAGAAGCUGCCCGCCUUGCUGGUACUGAUGAAGAUAGACUUCAAGCGAUUGCCCUUUACCUGGCUGCUGAGAUGCAGAUCCGCACCAAGGAAGAUCCUGUGUUGAACAACAAGCUGAACGAGCUGAUGCUUGCUCACUCCAUGGGCGCCGGCUUUUAA